ACCCGCCCUGCCCCGCACUCAUCUACAUAAAUUCGUUCUUUUCCAAGUUUCUUCAUGAGUUUGAAAACCCUCACUACCUCAAUUUCUUGAAUCCGACCAUCCCUCCUCAGCAUAUAAGCUUUGGUUGCAAGGAGAAUUCAUAGCGGUGCUAGAAUAAGCAGUUUUGGGAAAAUAGAUAAUGCUUUCUAACAUGGUCUUGUCUUGAUUUUGUUUGAUUUACGACAUUUUUUAUCUGUUUGUGAUGGAUCAAUUUUACAAAGUUUCGUAGAAACUAACGCCAAUUAAUCCAUAAAUUAAGAACAAACCUGAACAAAUGGAAACCGCAUCAUUGGAGUAUUCUGCCGCCUCAACAGUGACCACAUUUGACCCCCCGGUGCCCUUGCUCCGUGGACCCAUUCUGGACGGCCCAUCGGACGACCCGUUGGCCGGGCCGUAUGUGCUCGCGUUUCGGGACCCCCAAGUUUGGGCCUCCGCGCUCAAAGCCUGUGAGUCCAAGCUCGUGGACCAGUGCGAGCAUGGUGCAAGAGUUGGAUGCGCCAUCGCUGCGUCCAACAAGUGCAAAAUCCCCUGGUGGCGUGCUAUGGUUUGCCCGAGGGCGAUGGAUCUGAGCGGGCGCGAGAAGUACGAGGAGCGAGAAAUGGAGGGUUGUGUCUUGGCGGCGAAGGAGAAGUGUAUUGGGUUUGCGAGGGACAAGUGUGCAGCACCGUUUCGGGAUGCCCGAAUUGUGGCGAGGGAAAGGCGGGUGAGGACGAAGGAUCUUGGGAAGUUGAUCGCUUGGGCAUCAGUUUCAUAUAGGAGUACGUGGAUGAACCUGAUUAGAUUGGAUCAAUUGGGUUGGCGGGUUUUGGCGGCGAGGAGUUAUAGGGCUAGUGAAUUGCUCGGCCUUGAUAGCAAUUUUGAAAAGGUUCAGAAUGUGACCACUGGAUACAUAAUGAAAUGUGAUGAUGACACCUUCGUUAGGGUGGACACUGUCCUAAAAGGGGCAUCUCUCCUAAUACGUCCCUUUAUAUGGGCAAUCUCAACCUCUUGCAUCGCCCUCUCCGAAGUGGAAAAUGGGCAGUCACAUAUGAGGUAUGUUAGUGGGGUUGCAUUUGUGUAA
Molecule: messenger RNA, 1099 nt
Organism: Alnus glutinosa
Lineage: Eukaryota; Viridiplantae; Streptophyta; Magnoliopsida; Fagales; Betulaceae
Exons: 2
Coding region: 314-1099 (261 amino acids)
Cellular component (GO): plastid
Source: RefSeq, a predicted model, not a curated record